CCCGGGUUUAUUAAGGAGAGCAUCAGCUUCAGGCGGAGGCUCCGGCGUCGGGGCCAGGAGCAUUUCAGGAUCCUGCCGGGGACAAGCCUGAUGCCAGCUUGUUUCUCCGCCUCUUUGAUGCUGAGAGAGGGCAUCUGGGGAAGCCCCAUCAGUAUAGGAAUCUUUCCAAGUCUCACCCCAUUCUGCCCCUUCAGAAGUCUUUAGGGGUCUUUGUACCAUCUGAUCCUCACGUGUCCCUGGAGGAUCAUUAUUUGUAAUUGAGUUGAGGUCACAAGAACACAGAAUGUCAGACCUGGGAGGGACAUCAGAGAUCAUCUGAUUCCCCUGCAAGGGGCCUGAGGCUAGAUUUCAAGUCUGAGAACUUGGAUGAGGGAGAAAAAAAAUCAUCUUUAUAUUUACUCAUCUCUGAUGGAAAUUGAGCAUUUCCUUCCAUUAUAAACACAGAGACAAUGGCCAAGUUUGCCAUGAACCAGAACCUUCCAGACCUGGGCGGCCCCUUUCUAUACAGGGACCAAGAUGGUGGGGCUCGAAGUCCGUACUCGGUGGAGACUCCUUACGGCUUCCAGUUGGAUCUGGAUUUCCUGAAGUAUGUGGAGGAUAUUGAGAGUGGGCAGGGCCUCCGCAGCAGAGCCCCACUGCCCACCCGCCGACCCCGGGGACCCCGGCCUUCUGGCCCCCGAAGUCCCCGAAGCCCAGGACCCUGGACUUCCACAGAGUCUUUAGCGAGUGAGGAUGGGAGGGGAUCAUUGCAGGGCCUGGGGGAGUCUGGAGGAGCCUUGUCCCUUGCCCCAGUGCCUCCCCUUAGCCUCGGCCUCCUGCCACCACCAUCCCCCCGAACAACCUCAGGGAGAAACCCCCGAGUGGAGAAGACGCUGCUGGAGACUAGUCGACGACUGGCUCAGGAGCAGGAGCAGGCGCCGGUCAGCAUGGGCCUUGGCCCUGGGCUGGGCUGGAAGAGCCCACUGAGCUCCGGCCGCAGCAGCCCUGCCCCAGCUGCCAGCCCGGCCCAGCUACAGCAUGUUCGGGAACAGAUGGCGGCUGCACUUCGCCGCCUGCGGGAGCUAGAGGGCCAGGUGAGGUCGCUCCCUGCUCUGCAGCAGCAGCUUCGCGUCUUACGUGAGGAGAGGGCUCGUCUAAUACAGGCUGGGCACCAGCUGGGCCCUGAACCUGAGCUGGAGCUGGAGCCAGACCCCGCAUCUCGGCCUGGGAAACUGGCUGAGUUACGCCGCCUGACCGAAAGGCUGGCCACAUCCGAGAGGGGGACCAAGGCCCGGGCUCAGGCCCAGGGCAUUUCCCGUGAGACGGGCGUCUUAGCUGUGCCUGAGACCCGAGAAGUGGGCACCUCAAUGGCGCUUGAGACGCAGGAAGUGGGCGUGUUGGCAGCAUCUGAGAGCCGCGAGGCAGGCAUACUGGCAACACCUAAGACUUGUGAGGAGGGCACACUGGUGGUGCCUGAGACCCUCGAGACAGCCACGUGGGUGACAGAGGAGCUUUUGGGGGUGCCAGACGCGGCUGAACGGGAACUAGAGAUGCUGAAGAGCAGUCUGGAGCACCAGCGUGGGGUGAGUGCCUUCCUGCAGGGGCGACUCCAGGAGCUAGAGGCUGCUCAGCUCCACAAGGAAGAGGAGGCCCCGGCCCAGUUACGACAAGAGGCUGCCACCCAGACCCCCAGCCACCUGGGGCAGGAGACCAUGGCUGACAAGGGCACACAGGCUGAGCUGGGACCCCCAGAGUGGAGUCUUGCGGAGGCUGCCCUAACUGUGCAAGAAGCCCCCAGUCCAGUGUCAGCUCAGCAGAGCAAGGUCACAGCCCAAGCUGGUACCCUCAGAUCCAUCAUGAAGAAGCGGGACGGAGUGACAGAGCCCAGCUCUGGCCCUAAGAGCCUGCAGUUUGUGGGCGUCCUCAAUGGAGAAUAUGAGAGCUCCUCAUCUAGUGAAGAGGAAGAGGCCAGUGACGGUGACAGUGAUUCAGAGCCGGGGGACCCUGAGGGCUCCUCAGAUGACAGCUCUGGCUCUGCCAGCCACUCCCCACCUCACUCCCCAGUGAGCGGCUCCUCUGGUGUCCAGGAGCAGCCAGAGCCUGGACAUGAUGCCCCUGACAGCCGGGAGAAGUUUGAGCUGAGUCCCCGCCUGAAGGAGGCCUGCCUGGUGCUCCAGAAGCAGUUGAGCCAGCCCAGGGGCAGCCGGGACCGGGAGGGGGCUGCCUGCACUUCACGCUUGGUGCAGCAAGAAUGGUUUCGUGUGUCCAGCCAGAAGCACUCCCGCCCCGGGCCUGUGGCAGCCCUCCUGGCCACCCUAAAUGCACACUCGCCAGCCUUGCUGGCCCACGUGGUCAACCUGGCCGAUGGGAAUGGCAACUCGGCCCUGCACUACAGCGUUUCCCAUUCCAAUUUUGACAUUGUACGCCUGCUGCUGGAUACGGGAGUGUGUGAGGUGGAUCAUCAGAACAGAGCAGGGUACACAGCCCUCAUGCUGGCUGCUCUGGCCUCUGUGGAUGGAGAGGAUGACCUGGAUGUCAUUAGGAGGUUGUUCAGUUUAGGAAAUGUCAAUGCCAAAGCCAGCCAGGCAGGGCAGACAGCCCUGAUGUUGGCAGUGAGCCAUGGACGGCAGGAUAUGGUGGCUGCCCUGCUGGCUUGUGGGGCUGAUGUGAACCUGCAGGAUGAGGAAGGUUCCACAGCCCUGAUGUGUGCCAGUGAACAUGGGCGUGUAGAGAUGGUGAAGCUUCUCCUGACCCAGCCAACCUGUGACCAGGCUGUCUUGGACAAUGAAGGCACUAGUGCACUGGCCAUAGCCCUGGAAGCUGGACAGGAAGAAGUUGCUGCUCUGCUGCACGCACACUUAAGCUCAGCUAAACCAGGGCCUUUGACACCACCAGCCUCUCCUGAUUCUGAGAGCAGCGAUGCUGAUGACAAGUGUGAGAGCAAGCAAGAUGCUGGACCAAUGUGAUUGGCCACAUCAUCUCCCUGGUCCCAUCCCAGUUAAACAUCAUUUGAUGCUCUGUUCUCUUUCCACUAACCCAUUCGAUAGAGAAUAACAGCCUGGACCUGUAUAGGCUCCAAAUUAGUGUCCUACAAAGCACCUUAAAGUGAAAAGCCUUUACAAAUUGGGGGGAGCAGGCACAACUGAACUCCAGGGUUCUCAGGAAUUAGGGACUUGAUCAGAAGAUGGAAAUAAAGUUAGCUCAGGGAAGGGUUAAAGUCACCCAGCAAUAACUUUGCUUUCCCCAGUUCCAAGUUUAUAAAAGGCCAACAGAUCUAAAGAAAGAACCUCAAAAAUCAUCCCUAGUACUUCUCAUUAUGGGAACGGCUAGUUUUUUAUUUUCUCCAAGUGUUCCACCCAGCCACCAUGCCAUUUAAAAUGGUUUCUCAUUCUUAGUUCCUUGCCAACUCUUACUGAAAAGCCCUCCAAGUCACUCCACUCAGGACUCAGAAGGGGAAAAGGAUGGCAGCAGUACAAAGCACACCAAUUGCAUGUCUUAUUGCAAUGUCAGGCCUCCUUUUCUUUAUGUACUCCUUUCUAUGAGGUUUCUCCUGCUUUAGCUCUUGCAAGGCAGGAGCAAGUUAGCUCUAUGGUCCUCACCCCAGUCCAAAAGUCCUUGAAUAGCCCUGCCUCAGUACUGUCCUGUUCUGAGGUAGGAAGUGCCCAAUCCGAUCUGGGUAAAUAAAAACUUUUCAAUAAAAUGUAAUUA
This is a messenger RNA of Dromiciops gliroides (monito del monte), 3687 nucleotides long. RefSeq names its product KN motif and ankyrin repeat domains 3 (gene KANK3). Gene Ontology annotation, cellular component: cytoplasm; cytoskeleton. Lineage: Eukaryota; Metazoa; Chordata; Mammalia; Microbiotheria; Microbiotheriidae. The record is from RefSeq and is a predicted model, not a curated record. The transcript has 13 exons. Gene Ontology annotation, molecular function: protein binding. Bases 450 to 2945 code for a protein of 831 amino acids. Gene Ontology annotation, biological process: negative regulation of actin filament polymerization.